GGGCCGCGCGCUUUGAACGGCGGCGGCGGCGGGGCCGCAUCGCGCCUGCGCGGCCGCUCUGUCAGCGCGGGGCGGGCCAUGGCGGCGGGCGGCCGCGGCGGGUUCCGCGCCCUGGCGCUCGGCGUCUCCUUCCUGAAGUGCCUCCUCAUCCCCGCCUAUUAUUCCACAGAUUUUGAAGUGCAUAGGAAUUGGCUUGCCAUCACUCACAACUUGCCCCUCUCUCAGUGGUACUAUGAAGCAACUUCAGAAUGGACCCUGGAUUAUCCACCGUUUUUUGCCUGGUUUGAAUACGCACUUUCGCAUGUUGCCAAGUACUUUGACCCCAAGAUGUUGGUUAUAGAAAAUCUAAAUUACACCAGUCAUGCAACCAUCUUCUUCCAAAGAUUUUCCGUCAUUUUUACAGAUAUUGUUUUCAUAUAUGCAGUUUACGAGUGCUGCAGGUGUGUAAAUGGAAAACGAGCUGCAAAGGAUAUCCUGGAAAAACCAACAUUUAUUCUUGCUGUUCUGCUCUUGUGGAAUUUUGGGUUGUUAAUUGUGGAUCAUAUUCACUUUCAGUACAACGGCUUUUUGUUUGGGCUGAUGCUUCUUUCUGUUGCUCGACUGUGUCAGAAAAGAUAUUUGGAGGGCGCUCUUCUGUUUGCUGUUCUUUUGCAUUUCAAACACAUCUACAUGUAUGUGGCCCCCGCAUACGGCAUUUAUUUGUUACGAUCCUAUUGUUUUACUGCAAAUAAUGCAGAUGGAUCCCUGAAGUGGAGAAGCUUCAGCUUUCUUCAUGUAACUCUUCUGGGACUGAUUGUCUGUCUUGUUUCUGCUCUUUCAUUGGGUCCCUUCAUAGUAUUGGGCCAGUUGCCUCAAGUCAUUUCACGGCUUUUUCCUUUCAAACGAGGCCUCUGCCAUGCUUAUUGGGCUCCUAACUUCUGGGCUUUGUACAAUGCCAUGGAUAAAGCACUAACAAUUUUUGGUUUAAAGUGUAAUUUUCUUGAUCAUACAAAAAUUCCUAAAGCCUCCAUGACAGGAGGACUGGUUCAAGAAUUUCAGCAUACUGUCCUCCCUUCUGUGACUCCACUGGCAACAUUAAUCUGUACCUUCAUAUCUAUAUUGCCCUCUGUUUUCUGUCUUUGGUUUAAACCUCAAGGGCCCAGAGGCUUUCUACAGUGCCUUGUUCUUUGUGCGUUGAGCUCCUUCAUGUUUGGCUGGCACGUGCAUGAAAAAGCAAUACUCCUUGCUAUUCUGCCUUUAAGCUUGUUGUCUGUUCAGAGAGCCAAAGAUGCUGGCAUCUACUUGAUUCUGACAACAACAGGGCACUUCUCGCUUUUUCCAUUGUUGUUCACACCACCAGAACUUCCAAUUAAAAUACUGCUUAUGCUGCUGUUUACCGUUUAUAGCUUCUCUUCGUUGAAAUCUCUCUUCAGGAGAGAGAGGCCUCUCCUUAACUGGCUUGAAACAAUCUACCUCGUCCAGCUAGUGCCUUUGGAAAUCUUCUGUGAAAUUGUAUUUCCUCUGACCCCCUGGAAACAGCACUUCCCUUUUGUCCCUCUGUUGCUGACCUCUGUGUACUGUGCUCUGGGUGUCACGUAUGCUUGGCUGAAACUCUACAUCUCUGUCUUGACUGAAAGAAUUUCUGUUAAACAAAAGGCCGAGUAAAGCCACGGUGUCGGGACCAGUCCCAAGUUACCCCCCUGCGGGGAUUAUCCAGCACGGUGAGGGGUUGUCACAAGGACAUACGACUCCUGAUAAGACACAGCAUACGUGUACCAUCACCAUGAGGGAAGUUUUUUGUCCAACACUUCUAUACUGCCCAACGAGGAUACCUCUGAUCAGAAUUGCUUGUCACAGUAAAGAGGGGCACAGUGAGAUGCCACUUGCCAUGGAUAAACUGUGAAGCUUAAUAAAGUCCAGACUUCUGUCUUGAGGAAAAACCUGCCUGGCUUUCCCAUUCCUGUUUGUAUUUGAAUAAAAAUUACUGUGGCAUAUUACCAGGGAUCAUUGCUGUGUAGGAGAGCAUUGUAACUGUAUUCUGUGGACUAUGUAAAUUAAAAACUUGAUAUUUUUUGUUUUGAGUA
Falco peregrinus (peregrine falcon) is the source of this 2063-nucleotide messenger RNA. RefSeq names its product ALG8 alpha-1,3-glucosyltransferase (gene ALG8). NCBI's taxonomy places the organism in Eukaryota, Metazoa, Chordata, Aves, Falconiformes, Falconidae. Gene Ontology annotation, cellular component: endoplasmic reticulum membrane. Gene Ontology annotation, biological process: protein N-linked glycosylation. The transcript is spliced from 13 exons. Bases 79 to 1644 code for a protein of 521 amino acids. The record is from RefSeq and is a predicted model, not a curated record. Gene Ontology annotation, molecular function: dolichyl pyrophosphate Glc1Man9GlcNAc2 alpha-1,3-glucosyltransferase activity.